AUGACUAAAGCCAUUUCAGAAGCACUCCCACAUACAUUUCAUAGAUAUUGCAGUUGGCACAUUCUAAAUAAAUUUUCAGAGAAGCUAGAUGCGAUUAAAUAUCGGGAUCACUACCAAGACUUUCAUAGCUGCAUUUGGAAUUCAAGUAGUGGAGAUGAGUUUGAUUCAAGGUGGAAUGAACUUAUUGAGAAGAGUGGAUUGAGUGAUAACAAGUGGCUGAAGUCGAUAUACGAAAUCCGUUCAUCAUGGAUACCAGCACAUGUAAAUCAUUGUUUCUCAGCAGGAAUGUCAAGUUCUCAAAGGGCAGAGAGUCAACAUUCUUUUUUCAAGGAUUAUGUUUCUCAGUGGAAUACGUUGGUGGAAUUUAUGGUUCAGUUUAGGAGGGGACUUCUUCACCAACGCAACCAUGAGUUAAGGGAGGAUCAUAUUAACAUUGAAGAGAAGGUAAAAACUGUAAUGUCCCUUGAUAUAGAAGAUGAUAUGGCCAAGGUCUACACACGGAAGUGCUUUUACGAAGUUCAAGAACAGUUGAAAGAGAGCUUCAAAUAUAAACUUGAACUUCUAAGAAAAAAUAAGACUGAAUCCAUGUUUAAGGUCAUCCGAAAGAACAUUGAUACUUCUAAGUCUCGUGAAGUCAUUUACAAAAAAGCUUCUAAUUUUGCAUCAUGCAGCUGUAGGAAGUGGGAGAGUGAAGGGCUCCCAUGUUGGCAUAUUUUGUGUUAUUUGAUUAAGAUCCAAGAUGUUGAUAAACUGCUUGUUCAGUAUAGCUUGAAAAGAUGGACUAAAGCUGCAAGACAGAGUGUUGUGUUGGAUUCUAAUGGAGUGGAGAUUAAAGAUAAUAAAACUUUCUUUGUAAGGAGGACUAAAUUGUUACAACAUGCUACAUAUGCCAUUGAUAAGGCAAUUGUCAGUGAUGAGGCUAGCUAG
Fragaria vesca subsp. vesca is the source of this 927-nucleotide messenger RNA. RefSeq names its product protein FAR1-RELATED SEQUENCE 5-like. Gene Ontology annotation, biological process: regulation of DNA-templated transcription. Bases 1 to 927 code for a protein of 308 amino acids. The record is from RefSeq and is a predicted model, not a curated record. Gene Ontology annotation, molecular function: zinc ion binding. NCBI's taxonomy places the organism in Eukaryota, Viridiplantae, Streptophyta, Magnoliopsida, Rosales, Rosaceae. The transcript has a single exon.